This is a messenger RNA of Pollicipes pollicipes, 2682 nucleotides long. Its product is annotated as adhesion G protein-coupled receptor L1. Lineage: Eukaryota; Metazoa; Arthropoda; Thecostraca; Pollicipedomorpha; Pollicipedidae. Gene Ontology annotation, molecular function: G protein-coupled receptor activity. Gene Ontology annotation, cellular component: plasma membrane. Gene Ontology annotation, biological process: cell surface receptor signaling pathway; G protein-coupled receptor signaling pathway. The record is from RefSeq and is a predicted model, not a curated record. The transcript is spliced from 13 exons. The coding region runs from base 1 to 1677 and encodes 558 amino acids.
AUGUUGGCUGGUAUCCUCGACGACUCCGAGAAGCGGCUCAACUCACCGGUGCUGGGCUUCUCGCUGGGCAGUGCCGGUCGGCAGGUGCGGUUCUCGGAGGUGGCCGGUGCUCGGCUGCGACUGCAGUACCGGCGGGCGGCGCGACAGCCGGCCGGCCGGCCGGUGUGGCGUACCCUGUACCCUGGCGAGCGGCCGGCCGCCGUCCCCGGCACGGCCGUCUGCGCCUACUGGAGCGAGCAUGACCUCGAAUGGCGGACAGAUGGGUGUCAGCUGAUGGGUAGCUCCUCCAGCGAUCACGCCACCUGCUCCUGUUCGCACCUCACCAACUUUGCCAUCCUGAUGGAUUACCAUGAAUACGUGGGCACACCACUGUCACUGAGCGUGCUGACCUGGCUGCUGGGCACACUCUCCGUCAUCUGCCUCAUCCUGACCUGGGUUGUAUUCACGUUCACCAGUCCUCCUCCAGAUGUACCCACCGCCGUCAGAUCGCUGCGCUGCUGCCGCACCACCAUCACACGCCACCUGUGCGCCACGUACGCCGCCGGCCUGGUGCUGCUGCUCACUGUCAUGGACCGCCACCUGGUCUACUUGGAGCCCAUCGCCUGCAGCCUCGCCGGCAUGGCCAUCCACUACUGCUUCCUCUCCGUGUUCGCCUGGAGCAUGGUGGAGGGCGUCCACCUGUACAAGGUGUUGCGACACGUGUUCGAACCCAAGAGUAACUCGAUGACCAGGUAUUACAUGUACGGCUACCUGGGCCCUGCGCUGAUCGUGAUCGUCACCAACACGGUGGCGCUGGGCACCGACCAGUACGCCUACGUCCGGGAUGAAUUUUGCUGGCUGAAGGUCCCCUAUUUCAUCUGGUUCUUCAAUGGUCCUCUGGCAGUUGUUUUGAUCAUGAACAUGCUGGUAGUGGUGCUCGCGUUCCGUUCGGCGGCAUCUCUAAAGGUGAAUCAGUUACGGGCCAAGAAGGAGCGCAUCAAACGGUGGCUGAAGGGGUGGUUCUGCCUCUCCUGUCUGCUGGGCGUCCAGUGGACUGUCGGCUAUCUACUGGUGGAUGGCUCCAACGUCUUCGACUACGUCUUCACGGUGCUGAACUGCUCUCAGGGGAUCCUGAUCUUUGUGUUUCACUGUCUGCUGCGCUCGCGGACGCGCCAGAUCCUGCUGGGCCGCUUCAACACGGCCAAGAGCAGCACCAUGAUGAACAGCGUCUACGGCCAAAUGGUGUUGGCCCAGCAGAAGAGUCAGCAGUGUCGGCAGACGCGCCAGUCACUCGACACCUCCAUCACCACGCUGUCUUCUCAGCCGGCCGGUAUCAGCUCCGACUCCGAGUCAUCUCCGGCCAGCGCGCGGAGCCGCUCGUCUGACGAGUCCGGCUCGAGGAGGCGCUCCCGGCCGACCAGCGGCCGCCAUCUGAGCCGUCAGCGCCAGGCCACCGACGGCCAGCCGACCGGCACCCAGAGGGGCCGCGUCAACCCAGCGUUCGAGCCGGAGGAGCCGUGGACGCCGUUGCCGGACAUCUCUGAGGAGGCCGAGCAGACCUCGCCGCGCCGGGGCCAGCUACGCACCAGGCUGAGCGAGCGCGCCGGACGCCUCCCCGCCGCGUGGCGCCCCGAUGGCGCAGAGAUGUACAGGAGUCACAGCGUCGGCCACUUGCGCCACGGGAGGAGGGUCCGCUGAGUCAGCGCCUGGGCCGCGCCGCCCGCUGACACGCACGUGCUUGCCGUCGGCGGUGUCUACCCGGGGCGGUUGCCCCAACACUGGAACAUUUCAUCUUCUCCGGAGAUCUUGUCUUGUUCAUCUGCGAGACAGGGUCGCCGUCUGGUCGCACUGGUUGACCGAUCUGUCGAGGCUUCGCGAGAGCUAUUUGAUCACUGGGUAUUCUACUAGUCCGCCCGGCUUCGCCAGCUCGGGCGGUUGUCUAAAACAGACCCCUGUAGUCUGCUGCGACCACCCUGCCGUAACAAGCGGGAAACAUAGCUGUCCCGGUGCCGACCGAACACGUUACAUUACGAACACAUUACAGCGAACACAUUACGAACACAUUACAGCGCCACCGCUGUAAUGAUGAUCAAAUCAUGGAAUCGAAGCGUGGUGUCCGUGCGCAUGUGGCAACUCUGAACAAAUGACACUGGAUAUGUUUAUUUAGUCCGAAGAUUAUCUCCCGGUGAGAUUCCCUUUCGCUUGCUUUUGUGACGUCUCAGCACUGAGAGACAUAUAUGAGCCGCGUCGAGGGCGGUCAGCUUUACUGUGGGUGCUGAAACCAACGACUUCAUUUCUGUGCUGCGUCACGCUGUGUUUACAUCCGUACUUGCUUGCUCCCAGCGUUUGGACUCUUUUUGACGAGGCAGUUCUGCCACAGCCACUCCUGCCAUGUACGCGUAACGUGUGUCUUGCAGCUGUGCUUCGCCGCCUUUGCAGGUUUGAUGCCACCUAUCAUCUCCUAAAAAACAAGUUUGUCGUGAUGCUCUGUGGAUCGUCUGUCUUCAACGCUUUGUUAUUCGUAUCGAGUAAGAUUCCGAAAUAGAAAUCUCUUGAAGUAGAUACGCGUGUAGAAGUUCGUGGUUUUUAGUUACGACUGAGAGCAUUAUCGUAAGCGUAUCGUACAUAUAUUUUACGGCAUCCUUAGGUGUAGGGUGCAUGAUUGCUAAGAGUGUGCUGCUUUGACGCAAAUACAGAACACGC